Clonostachys rhizophaga is the source of this 552-nucleotide messenger RNA. NCBI's taxonomy places the organism in Eukaryota, Fungi, Ascomycota, Sordariomycetes, Hypocreales, Bionectriaceae. The record is from the annotation of a GenBank genome assembly.
AUGGAUCACGGUAGCGCAGAUUCAGCCGAGUGCAAAACGGCGAUGCUAUGGAAUUGGGACACUGUUGAUACUUGCGUGUUCGCUUCAUCAUGGCAAAUCACCAGCGGCGGCAUUAUGGCUGCCUCGUGCAUCGGCGUAGCUCUGCUUGUUGUUCUCCUCGAGGUGGUGCGUCGCGCAUCCAAGGAGUACGACAAUUUUCUCCUAGGCCAGUAUCAGCGCCGGGCCUCUUACGUCUUCUCAAUCGCAUCCUCCGACGGCAGCGAGAUCAAGUCAAGCGACUCCGCGCCACGCACUCUCGUACUACGCGCAUCGCUUCUCCAGCAGCUCACGCGCUCAAUCUUAUACGCCCUUACGUCCGGCCUCACGUGGGCUCUCAUGUUGAUCGUCAUGUCGUUUAAUGGAUAUCUCAUCAUCUCCAUGAUAAUUGGCGCAGGACUGGGCAAAUUUCUGUGUGACUGGUUCGUCGUGAAGAUAACCGAGGGACCGUCGAGUAGAAGCGGCACUGCGGAUGCCAUCUCCAAUCAGCAGCAAUCUAGCAGCUGUUGUAACUAG